AUGGCGGGUGUUGCCUGGCUUGUUGUCUUGGUUGUGGCUUCAGCAGCAGUUCUGGAUCAUGUUGAGUGUGCAAAAUACCGGAUUACCCCAUCAUCGACGUCUGUACUACAGGGACAGACCGUCAUUCUUCAGUGCGCUUUCUACGACCUGACUGCAAAGGACAUCGUCACAUGGGAUGGUCCUCCAAACUAUGAGUCUAUUGCGUUCCCAUCCCCCGGCCCCCAGUCAUCAAAGGGGCAGAACUUCCCGCUAAAGCCGGUUAUUCACCAUGAAAGUGUUGGUCGUGCUGUGGUAGACUUGAUUCUGCCGACCCUGACGAAAUGGGAUAAUGGUGUCAACUUCACCUGCACAGCUGACCAGGGGUAUCCUCAACUCACCCACCCCAAGUCUUCAUCAGCCAUUUUGUCAGUUCAUUACCCCCCUACAGUGAUAGUUCCCCAGACGUCCGUCCAUGUGCGGGAGGGAAGUCCUGCUAACCUGUCCUGUAUGGUGGACAGUAACCCUCCGGCAACAGUCACAUGGAGAAAACUCGGACAUGGUCUAGUCAUGAAGGGAAAGAAAGGAGGCCAGACGAUGUCCCUACCUAAAGCCUCCCGCUAUGACAGCGGAGUGUAUGAGUGCACAGCUGACAACGGGGUCCUCCCUCAUGGGAUGGGGACUGCCACUCUAGAUGUGCAAUACGCACCAUGGAUCGACCCAACGAUGGAUGACGAGAUUACACUCAUGCACGAUCAAGAAGGCUUCAAGUUGCGGUGUUUGGCGGACGGAAACCCCAAACCUCACAUCCGCUGGCGGCGGAAGGAUACAAGUUUGUACUGGGAAAACCCACUUCGCUUCCACCGGGUGCGUUACGACGUGGAGGGGACGUAUCAAUGCGUGGCAACAAGUGACGGGUUUCAGGAAGUGACCAAGGACACAUUCAUAAACAUUGUUGGGCGGCCACAGCUUCUGGGCGAAGAGUCUGUAUCUGCCACGGCGGUGGCCGCAGGAGGAACCGCCAGGUUCGCCUGUGACAUCAUGGCGGACCCCAUGCCGGACAGGAUCAUCUGGCUAUGGCGGGACCGCGAUGGAAUAGAGAAGGAACUGACCGUGGCAUCGGGCGAAUUCAUUGCGAUCAGCAAGAAGAGAGACACAGAUACUAAAUCAUCAUCUAGUUCUCUCACCAUCAAAGAUGUCAGCUACAACAAUGAAGGGACGUACAUCUGCAGAGCAAGUAACAUGUUCGGUUCCGUUCAGCGGAACUUUCAGCUGCAGCUAACAGAAUCAGACCAUCUUCCCGCUGUCAUCAUAGCGACCACAGCCGGCAUCGUUCUUGUGGCGACCAUUGUGAUUAUAGGAAUCGCCGUUGCUAAGAAGAAGGGGCUGAUAUGCAUCACACGGCCUCCAGAACCUCUAGGUGUUUCUGCUCCCCGACCGAUGCCGCCGAUACCGAAGUACGGCCGGAAACGUGGCCAUGGCACGAACGACUCCGGUGUGGAGGACCUGGAACUGCAGGAAGUGGACGGCACCAUGAAGCCACGCCCUCCGCCCAGGGUAGACAAAGAGUGGAAGGCUGUGGGGCUAACUUACACAGCUCACGCUGCCAAGUACCGAGUAAUGCCCAAGUCCACGGCCGUACUCUCGGGUGGCACCAUCACAAUGAAGUGCGCCUACGACGAGCUGACACCCGCCGACACGGUGGUGUGGUUGGGCCCGCCAAACUUCAAAAAACUCCUCGCGACGGGAAAGGCUGUCAACCCCCGCUUCCAGCGGUAUGCUAUCACCGGAGAUCACUCCAAGGGGGAGUUCAACCUGGCCAUACGGGACGCCAGGCGGAGAGACGAGGGCGAGUACAAGUGUAGUACCUUCGGGGUGGAUGAAGCUGAGGGACAGGCCACGCUCACGGUCGUCGACCCACCCGAAGUUUUCGUCCCCCGGCCCUCCAUCUUUGUCAAGGAGGGAGACCUGGCUAACCUGACCUGUUUGGUGGACGGUAACCCCGCAUCAACUGUGACAUGGAGAAAACUCGAUCAUCAUCACUCACUAGCUGGGACUGAACGAGGGAAUCAUCUGAUCUUACAUAAGGUUUCCCGGUACGACGCCGGUGUGUACCAGUGUACUGCCGACAACGGGAUUCCACCUGUGGAUGUCGGGACGGUUACACUGGAGGUUCGCUAUCCACCAUGGAUAGACCCCAGUAUGAAGCAGACAAUCACAGUACAGUAUGACAAUGAUGGCUUCUCAUUGGACUGUUUGGCGGAAGGAAACCCCAAACCCCACAUCCGAUGGCGGCGGAAGGAUACAAGCUUGUACUGGGAAAAUCCUCUACGGUUUAACCGCGUAGACUACGGAGUGGAGGGGACAUACGAGUGCGUGGCCACCAACGCGGGGUUUCCAGAAGUUUCCAAAGAAACAAAAAUAGACGUUAUAGGACUACCCCACUUACUGGGGCAGGAUCUGGCUGAAGUACUGACCGUGCAGUCAGGCGGCACUGCUAGGUUAGGCUGCCGGAUUGUAGCCGACCCGUUACCGGGUAGGAUCACAUGGGUAUGGCGCAACAAACACGGCAUAGAGAACACCCUGCACGACGGGCUCAACGGCAUCACUAUUAACGACAAAAUCACCGAGCAGGAAAUGUCGUCGGCCCUGACGGUCAAACACGUGGACGUAGGCCGGGCAGGGACGUACAUCUGUCAAGCUUCCAACAUAUUCGGGCCAGUCAAACGAAACAUUCAACUGGAGGUUAAAGAGUCGAAGACCUCCUUGUUCAUCAUCAUCAUCGCCACAACAGCCAGUGCAUUAGCCCUGAUGGCCACAAUGGCGUUUGGGUGUGUUCUUAAGAAGAGAAGAGUUACCAGAAAACAAAGAAAGCCUACGGCAGUUCACGGCGUGUCAGCCUCCCGACCCAUGCCUCCUGUCCCGAAGUACAUCCACGCCACCAACACCAUCGACUCCGGCGUGGAGGAUCUGGAGCUGCACGAGCUGGACAGGGCGCUGAAGCCGCACCCUUCCUCCAGGGGGAGGGAUGACAAGGAGUGGAAGUCCGUAGGGCUGGCCUACUCAGGCCUUGUCCACUCGACGUCACUUCCGCCAUACUCCACGGUAGAACGCCAACUUCCGGAUGGGGAGGACAACAUCCGGCAUUUGACUACGUUUAGAGAAGACGGUCCGACAGUUCCCGCUACCCCUUCCCAGUAACCAACCACGG
Branchiostoma belcheri (Belcher's lancelet) is the source of this 3187-nucleotide messenger RNA. RefSeq names its product hemicentin-1-like. Bases 1 to 3177 code for a protein of 1058 amino acids. Gene Ontology annotation, molecular function: cell adhesion molecule binding. NCBI's taxonomy places the organism in Eukaryota, Metazoa, Chordata, Leptocardii, Amphioxiformes, Branchiostomatidae. Gene Ontology annotation, cellular component: cell-cell junction. The record is from RefSeq and is a predicted model, not a curated record. The transcript has 19 exons. Gene Ontology annotation, biological process: cell-cell adhesion.